CUGACUUUCAGGGGUGUGCGGUAGCUCUGGACGAUGCUCUCCUUGUGGUUGUUCCUGCUCCCCUGCCUGAGCCUUGUGCCUCUGGCCCCGGCUGAAAAGGGUUUGGAGUUCCCACAGUAUGAUGGGAAAGACCGAGUUCUUGACAUCAAUGAUAAGAACUACAAGAAAGCGUUGAAGAAGUAUAGCAUGCUUUGCCUGUUCUACCAUGAGCCCAUACCAGACAACAAGGAGCUGCAGAAACAACACCAGAUGACUGAGUUGGUGCUGGAGCUUGUGGCUCAGGUGAUGGAAGAGAAAGACAUUGGAUUUGGAAUGGUUGACUCCCACAAAGACGCAAAGGUGUCAAAAAAACUGGGCCUGGAAGAGGAGGGCAGUGUGUAUGUUUUCAAAGCCGAUCGGGUGAUCGAGUUUGAUGGCUUGCUUUCUGCUAACACCCUGGCGGAGUUCUUGUUGGAUCUGUUGGAGGAGCCAGUGGAGGUGAUAGGAAAUGCUUUGGAGCUGAGAGCCUUUGACAGGAUGGAGGAAGACAUCCGGCUCAUUGGUUACUUCAAGAAUGAGGAUUCUGAGCACUAUGAUGCAUUUAAAGAAGCUGCAGAGCAGUUUCAGCCCUACAUUAAGUUCUUUGCAACAUUUGAGAAAGCUGUGGCCAAGGAGCUGACUCUGAAGAUGAACGAGGUGGAUUUCUAUGAGCCCUUCAUGGAGGAGCCCGUCACCAUCCCAGGCAAGCCGCACUCAGAGGAGGAACUGGUGGAGUUCAUAACUGAACACAGACGACCAACUCUGAGAAAGCUGCGUGCAGAGGACAUGUUUGAGACCUGGGAGGAUGACAUUGAGGGCAUUCACAUUGUAGCUUUUGCAGAGGAGGAGGAUCCUGAUGGUUUUGAGUUCUUAGAGAUCCUGAAGGAGGUGGCCCGAGACAACACUCACCUACCUGACCUCAGCAUUGUCUGGAUUGACCCUGAUGACUUUCCCCUGCUGAUCCCCUACUGGGAGAAGACCUUCAAGGUGGACCUGUUCAGACCACAGAUUGGAAUUGUCAACGUUACAGAUGCCGACAGCGUGUGGAUGGAGAUGGAGGAUGAGGAAGAUCUACCCACCGCUCAAGAGCUGGAGGACUGGAUUGAGGAUGUGCUCUCUGGCAAAAUCAACACUGAGGACGAUGAUGAUGACGAUGAUGAUGAUGAUGACGACGACGACGACGAUGAUGACGAUGACGACGAUGACACAGAUGAUGAUGAUGAUGAUAAUGGGGAUGAUGACACUGACAGCGACGAUGAUGACAGCGAUGAUGACAGCGAUGAUGACGACGAAGAUGAAGACGAUGAUGAUGAUGAAGAUGAUGAUGAUGAUGAGUAAUUCAACAGUAAAUCUUGAUCACAGAUGAGUGUUUUUACCCUUCAGGCUUGAACACGGACAGCAGACAAUCGACUAUAAAGAAACUUCACACUAAGACAGAAUUCCAAAUUUGUACUGAAUGUGUGCAUGCUGGUAAUAAGUCAGUAAGUAACAUGCAAAAAUGUAAUUUUCAACGACAUGUAAAUAA
Messenger RNA from Scomber scombrus (Atlantic mackerel), 1543 nucleotides. It is a transcript of the gene casq2, whose product is annotated as calsequestrin 2. Gene Ontology annotation, molecular function: calcium ion binding. Gene Ontology annotation, cellular component: sarcoplasmic reticulum lumen. The transcript is spliced from 11 exons. Lineage: Eukaryota; Metazoa; Chordata; Actinopteri; Scombriformes; Scombridae. Gene Ontology annotation, biological process: regulation of cardiac muscle contraction by regulation of the release of sequestered calcium ion. Bases 34 to 1356 code for a protein of 440 amino acids. The record is from RefSeq and is a predicted model, not a curated record.